Hibiscus syriacus is the source of this 441-nucleotide messenger RNA. RefSeq names its product NAC domain-containing protein 82-like. The record is from RefSeq and is a predicted model, not a curated record. The coding region runs from base 1 to 441 and encodes 146 amino acids. Gene Ontology annotation, biological process: regulation of DNA-templated transcription. The transcript has 2 exons. Lineage: Eukaryota; Viridiplantae; Streptophyta; Magnoliopsida; Malvales; Malvaceae. Gene Ontology annotation, molecular function: DNA binding.
AUGGGGAAGAACUCGUUGCCGCCGGGGUUCCGAUUUCAUCCUACGGAUGUUGAGUUAACUGGGGAUUUGAAGUGGUUCUUCUAUUGCCCUGUUGAGAAGAAAGGGACUAGGUCCAAUCGUGCAACUACAGAUGGUUAUUGGAAAACUACUGGAAGGGAUAGGCCUGUGAACCAUAAUAAAGAGGUUGUGGGUUCAAUUAAGACUUUGAUUUUCCAUCGCGGGAAAGCACCACGAGGUGAGAGAACAGAUUGGUUAAUCCACGAGUAUAAACUCAAGGAGAAAGACGACACUUAUGUCCUCUGUGUCCUUUUCAACAAGGAUGGUAAGGGCCCAAAAAAUGAUGCUCAAUAUGGAGCACCAUUCAAAGACGACGAUUGGAGUGACGACGACUCUCCUCCCAUCGUGUCUAUCCUAGAAGCUGCUGGUAACAAAUGUCUCUGA